AUGGAUGAAGAGCCAACAAAUAAUGAUGAUGUUGAUGCUCAAGCAACAGGAGCAGCAGCAACAACAGCAGUUGACUAUGUAUUACCAGAGGACUCGGAACUUGAUCAAUGCCCUCAACAAAAGACAUUUGUAAAAGAGGCUGAAGAACUCAAACAGUUGAUCGACAUGAUUGCCCUCUCAAUCAAUGGUCCAUUGGACCAACUAGACACGGCAACAUCACGAAUCAUCGCUGUUCUCGAACAAUAUCAAGAGCAAUCGAACCUACUUGACAUGCAUCUCGUCGGCAUGGUCACCCCGCUCAUACAAGUCAUUCGCACGUACAUCAUGGCGCGUCACGAACAACAAGAGGUGUCAGUAUCAUCGAGUACACGACCUCCCGCCAACCUAUCACACUGCUAUCGUCUCCUGUACUUCUUGACAAAGGUACGAGGCUACAAGACCAUCGUGAAGCUACUGCCCCACUCUGUGGUCGAGCUGCUUCCCACGGCGUCAUUGCUCGAGCAGCGCACCAUCCUCUUCCUCAACAGCCCACACGCGCAGGCACUGGACAUUCAGAUGCAGAAUGAACAACAGAAGGAGCAUCGCGAUACGGACAUGGUGUCGUGGGAGGAGCUGUAUGUGCUCUCUCUCUGGCUCUCACUGCUCAUCAUCAUUCCGUUCAAGUUCACGUCGAUUGAUGGACGCACGACCAAUGACGUCGAGAGUCUGGCCUCGCGAGUCAUCGCCCUCGCCAAGAAAGCCCUGACACACCACUCCAAGAUACAGGAGUCCUUCUCUGAGCUACUCUCUCGCCUUCUGGCCCGCCCCGACAUGACCAGCAACCUGCAGGCCUUCAUUGAUUGGUGCUCUCGGUCAAUGUCAGACAUUCGACAGCGUCGCUCGGCUCACAUCACCGACCACGUGGACAUCCAUCUCUAUAAGGGUGUGCUGCUCACACUGACCAGCAUCUACAAGAAGGGCGACAGGGCUGCACUGCUACCACUCAAUCAAACUUUAUACCAAAUGGUCGUGCAAGGGCUGGACCCAACUCGCACGCCACUCGACAUUGAGCGCAUGUGCAAACAACUACUGGUCAAGCUACUCCAACGCAUGGGCCUCAUCCUUCUGCCUCCAAUAACGGCCACAUGGCGAUACCAACGAAUAAUCAAACCUUUGUUGGCCACUCAACAACAGAUCAACUUCUCAGAGAGCGAUCACAAUCAAUCACAAUCCAAACUCGAUGAUGAUGGUGCAGAGGACGAACAAGAUAUACCCGAGGAGAUUGAAGAGAUCAUUGAGUUGCUGAUAUCCGAGGGGCUUGGCGAUCGCGACACAAUCGUGAGAUGGACAAGCGCCAAAGGUGUUGGACGCGUGGUCAACCUGCUAUCAAAAGAUAUGGGCGGCCAGGUAAUCGAGUCUGUGCUGCAGCUGUUUGACAAUGUCGACUCGGACUCGGCGUGGCAUGGAGGAUGUCUGGCGAUGGCCGAGCUCUGUCGACGCGGCCUCAUUCUCCCCGAUCGCCUAGCCCAACUCAUUCCAAUCGUGGUCAAGGCGCUGUACUUUGAUGUGCAGCGAGGCAACAGUAGUGUGGGCUAUAACGUACGUGACGCAGCGUGCUACAUCUCAUGGGCGUUGGCACGCACCUAUCAUCCAUCGAUCAUGUCACCAUACUCGUACCUCCUGGCUCAGCAUCUGGUCGUCAUGUCACUGUUUGAUCGCGAGAUCAACUGUCGCAAGUCUGCAUCGGCGGCCUAUCAAGAGAAUGUUGGUCGACAGGGCGCGGCAAUCCCGCAUGGCAUCGACAUUGUUCAGAUGGCCGACUACUUUUCCGUUGGCAACAGACGCAAUGCCUAUCUUGUUCUGGCGCCAGAGAUUGCAACAUUUGUCGAGUAUCGUCCAGCAAUCAUAUCACAUCUUUUACAAACAAAGAUAUAUCAUUGGGAUGCUGACAUUCGCGAGUUGGCCACGAGAACACUUGCAUUGGUCGUACCAUUGGACACGCGGGCCAUUGUCGAUUCACUUCCCAAAGUGAUUGCGGCCACCAAGCUAGACCAGAUCCCCUCCAAGCACGGUGCACUACUAGCACUUCACGAGAUCCUUAUCGCACUAAAUUCAAUCAAUCAAUCAAUAUUGCUGUCUGAUGAUAUCACAAAUAGUAUACUUGCUGUGAUCAAGGACAAGAGAUUAGAAAGAUUGUAUAAGGGCAAGGGUGGUGUACUCAUCAGAACUGGAAUAUGCAAGUUGAUCAGAUCAGUUUGUUUGUGUCAAUUCUCAUUGUUCAGGGAGAUCAAGGAUGAAACAUCGACAUCAAACGCAUCCACAUCACUACGCGAUAAGAUACAAAUGAUGAAAGCUAAAGCCAGUAAGCUUCCAGCUUCCACACCCGGCUCACGCAACACAUCUACACCAUCAAUCACUCAAACAACCAACCCAACUACCACUGCCUCUGCCACUGCAUCGGGCCUUAACGCCUUUGAGACACUAUACUCAUAUCUACUUGAAUGCAUUCAACAUCCACACGAGGACGUACAACAACAAGCAUCAAUGGCACUGGAGGUAUUGUUCAAGAACUACAUGGUAUCAGAUACAGCUAAGAUUGAACAGUUGGCAACCUUGGUCACCAAAUACAUCAGUCUGCUACAUAGUGAUCCCAACUAUGCGACGAGGAGAGGUGCCUCAUUGCUAUUGGGUGUGCUUCCCUACCAACUUCUACAAACUCAUCCCAACCUGCUACACUCUGUCAUUGAUGCAUUGGUCAAAUCAUUGUUUGAAGAGCGACCACAGCUGAAGGACAUGGAGACGCGAGUCAACUCAUUGUCAUCGCUUCACAACAUCUCAAAGUCAUUAUACCAACACAAACUGAUUGAUGGACCUACAUUGGAGGCACUACUGUCAGCUCUAAUGCGCGCGACUCAGGACUACUCGAUUGACAAGAGAGGCGAUGUUGGAUCAUGGGUGAGGGAGUCGUCCAUCAAGAUCAUCGACACAUUGAUCACCCAGGAGGUCGAGACACUCCUACCACAAGGAUUUGUCGAGCGCUACAUGUGCAAGCUUAUACAGAUUGCCGGAGAAAAGCUUGACAAACUUAGAAUGACAUCUUGUACAAUCUUGUCAAGUCUGCUGUGGAGAGCACCACAGCUCGUCCCCGACUCUGCUCAACUCCAGUCGAUAUUCAAGCAGGACUUGGAGAUCACCUGGUCUCGAAGCAUUGAGGCAUUCCCAAUCAUUUGCAAAGUGUUGGCAAUCGAUCGGUACAUAUACCCUCUUCUCUUUGGACUAUUAUCAUCAAUUGGUGGAUCAACAAAGUAUUUGGUCGACGACUCUAUCGAUUCAAUCAAAUUGUAUCUCAAUGAACCUGAUGAUGUUAAGACCAAACAACAAAACAUUGUUCGAAUCGCAACAACAUUGGUCACUAUUCUGGAACAUAUCCGUGAGCGGCCACUGCUUGCAACAUUCAAAGCCAUGACCAUACUAUUCCAAACCAAUGAGUUUGACACUCUGGUGUCAAGCCAGCCCGACAUCAUCAACUCCAUAUUCUCCAAGCUCCACAAAGAAUAUCGAUCAAUCAAGGAUAUCGUACUCCUCAUGGCAUCAGUUCCAUUGUUUGCCUACUUUACAAAUGAUUGUUUCGACAACACCAAGAGAAUUGCCAAUGAGGUGUUGAUACACUUGAUGAAGCAUGAAUAUCCUCGCGUAAGGAUGUCCGCAGCCGAGGCCAUUUUGAUACGUUACAAGGAUGCUCAGACCAUUGUAACCUUGAUCAGUGGCACAAGAUGGGAACAGACGAUUGACAACAAUAUUAUAGAUCAACUAUGUCUUCAACUUGGAAUCACAUCCUCCCCAACAAUCAACAACACCAAUGUGCCAACCGCCACACUCAACGAUGAUCAUCAAAAGGAAGUACCAACAGGCAUCCCAGUGGUCACUUCUUAUGAUGCACUUCCAGAGGACUCGGAAGACCUGAUGGAGAUAUAA
Acytostelium subglobosum LB1 is the source of this 3954-nucleotide messenger RNA. RefSeq lists its product as hypothetical. The record is from RefSeq and is a predicted model, not a curated record. Bases 1 to 3954 code for a protein of 1317 amino acids. Gene Ontology annotation, molecular function: GTPase activator activity; beta-tubulin binding. Gene Ontology annotation, biological process: microtubule cytoskeleton organization; post-chaperonin tubulin folding pathway; tubulin complex assembly. NCBI's taxonomy places the organism in Eukaryota, Evosea, Eumycetozoa, Acytosteliales, Acytosteliaceae. The transcript is spliced from 3 exons.